AUCAGUAUCAGGCAAUCACAGAGCACCAAGAGCAGUCGCAUACCAAAACCCUAAGUCGGCUUACGGUUUCCGUAGCUAGGUCCCAGGCAGCGUGCAAUGGCUUCCGGUCAGCAGGAGAGGUCGGAGCUGGACCGCAUGGCCCGCGAGGGGGAGACCGUCGUCCCCGGCGGCACCGGUGGGAAGACCCUCGAGGCGCAGGAGCAUCUUGCCGAAGGGCGCAGCCGCGGCGGGCAAACUCGGAAGGACCAGCUUGGGGAAGAGGGGUACCGCGAGAUGGGGCACAAGGGCGGGGAGACUCGCAAGGAGCAGCUGGGGGAGGAGGGCUACCGCGAGAUGGGGCACAAGGGCGGCGAGACUCGCAAGGAGCAGAUGGGAGAGGAAGGGUACCGCGAAAUGGGGCGCAAGGGUGGGCUGAGCACCAUGGAGGAGUCCGGUGGCGAGCGCGCAGCUAGGGAGGGAAUAGACAUCGACGAGUCCAAGUUCAAGACCAAGUCCUAAAGAAUUGUGUAAGAUGUCCAGUGCCUAGCCGAGUAGCUAGUCACUACUUACAAGUUACAACUCGUAGUAGUAGCGAGCAAGCUGACUGCUCAAUAAAUAAUGUAGGUCAAGGUCAGGUCUUCACGUAGGCGUGAGCACGCAUGUAGGCGAUCACAUGUACUGUGAUCAUGUGUUUUAGGUGUUUUAGUUUGUAGUAUAGGUGAAUAGGUGAUCAUGCCGUGCUUCAGGUAUCCUAGCUUGUAGUCAAGUCGUUGCUUGUAGUAGGUGUCGUUGUGGCUCGUGAAUCAGCUUGCUUAUGUAUGUUUAAUCAGAAUCUCAGUAUCUCCA
Molecule: messenger RNA, 825 nt
Organism: Hordeum vulgare subsp. vulgare (domesticated barley)
Lineage: Eukaryota; Viridiplantae; Streptophyta; Magnoliopsida; Poales; Poaceae
Product: late embryogenesis abundant protein B19.3
Exons: 2
Coding region: 97-498 (133 amino acids)
Biological process (GO): response to abscisic acid
Cellular component (GO): cytosol
Source: RefSeq, a predicted model, not a curated record